AUGGAUGAAGACCCAGCGUCGUGCAUAAGUCUGACUGACACGAAACGACAGAAGUGCAUGGCCUAUGUUAAGGGUAAGCAAACCAAGGCGGCCCAGUCAAAGAGAGACGCUUGCGCAAACUCACUAAUCAACGUGGUCGGGGGCGUCAUAUUCUCGGCCCUCAAGAGCUCCAUGACCCCACGAGACCGAUUGGGGAACCAAUACAUGGUCAACUGUAUUGAUCAUCGGUCAAGUUACUGUCGAGUGUUUUUGUCCAAGACGAAGGAUGCAGUUGCGUUAAAGCUCAAACUCUUCAUGGCAAGCUUCGAACGUGAAUUUAAGUUCAAGAUCCACGUCUUACGCACUGACGGUGGAGGAGGCCACAAGACCAUCAAAUUAUUCUGCUCGACAGAAGGCAUCUUGCGUCAAGUGAGUGAAGCGAGAAACCAAGCGAGCAACGCCAUGGCUGAAAGGAUGCACCGCACCAUCAUGAACAUGGUGCGGAGCAUGGUCUUUGCGUCAAACAUCCCACUGUCGUUUUGGGGCGAUGCCGCAGAGUACGCUGCGUACAUUUCGAUCCGUGGCCGCACCAAGUCGAAUCCUGAAGGAUUAUCACCUGUAGCGUUUCUGACGAGUAAGGCUGCCGUGCUGAAGGACACAGUUGCUUUCGGUUCAACAUGCACUACGUGA
This is a messenger RNA of Peronospora matthiolae, 669 nucleotides long. Lineage: Eukaryota; Oomycota; Peronosporomycetes; Peronosporales; Peronosporaceae. The record is from the annotation of a GenBank genome assembly.